UCGUACGCCGGCGGCAAGCGAUCAAAGCUUCGCAUCACAAUUGCACUCUGUGCAUCCAUGACAGGCGAGAAGCUGAAGCCGCUCGUUAUUGGAAAGUCACGGAAGCCGCGCUGCUUUGGAUCCAUAGACGUACGGAAGCUGCCGGUCCGUUAUGAGGCAAAUCGAAAAGCUUGGAUGAUCACCCCUCUGAUGGAGGAUUGGCUCAGGGACCUUGAUCGCCAGAUGGGGAAGCAGAAGCGAAACAUCCUGUUGCUGCUCGACAACGCCCCAGUCCACCCCGACAUCAAACUGAAAAACGUGAACUUUCAGUUCCUUCCGCCGAACACGACGUCUUUGGUACAGCCAAUGGAUGCGGGAAUAAUUCAGGCCGUGAAACUUAAGUUCCGGAAGCGGCAGCUUAAGUACGUCCUGGAAGAGAUGGACCGUCAUCCCACCAAGCUUGGUCCCGAAAUACUGCGCGACAUCUCGAUCCUCGACGCCAUCUAUUGGAUCUCGGCUGCUUGGCGGGAACUCUCAACAGAGACGAUUUCAAAGUGCUUCGGGAAGUGUGGCCUCAUACCUGACUUCCUAACAACGGGCGACCAUGCGACCGUCGUGAGUGACACUGAUUUUGAACCUGAGGACGAUCUUCCCCUGUCCAUGCUUCGUGUCUCCAAGGAGCUCUUCAGUUGUGAUAUCACUGAACUCGACAAGAUUGACAACAAUCUGCCGACUUGCGAUAACAACAUGGAUUUCUGGGAGCGACCGGCACCCCAGAUCCUCGCCGAUCUCAAUGGAAACACCGCCGCCGAUGCCGCCGCUGAGCAUGACGAGGACGACGAUGGAACAGAAGCUCCCAAGUGUGUUAGUGUUAGUGAAGCAGCUGAGUGCCUUCAGAAGCUGCGCUCGUUUGCAGUUCUUAAAAAUGACUGCUUGCUGAACUCAAUCAUGGAAGCACAGGAUGUGUUUAUCAAAUAUAGGAUGGACUCUAGUGUCAAGCAGAGUAAAAUAAGUGAUUUUUUUAAGUGAGUGUUUUGAUUUUGUGUGUGUCUUGAGUGAAGGGGGACGGGGGUCGUAGUGCUUAUUGUGUGUUGUUGUUUCUACUGGUAUUUCAUGUAUAAAUGUUUGCUAUGUUAUGUGUAUUUUGUACUUUGUUCUUUGUAGAAUUACAUGUACAUGUACGUAUACAUGUAUGUCAAUAGUUAUUUAUACAGUAUAUGACAAAUUAAAUAAAUAAUUAAAACAUAAGAGAAUAGAAAUGCAACAUGUAAUAAAUAUACAAAUGUAAAACAAAACUGUGUUUUCAAUCCUUUAUUUCAUUAUACAUGCAUAAGUAUUCAAACAUUUAAAUAAUAGAGCACAUACAUAGAUAAGGUACCUGUUAAAAAACUACUAGCAUAUUUUGCAAAGUUUCGAUCGACCCUGCGAAUAAAGACCACCUGUGAACAAAGACCACAACGACCAAAUCCCUUGAGUGGUCUUUAUUGACAGGUUGGA
This is a messenger RNA of Dreissena polymorpha, 1476 nucleotides long. Its product is annotated as tigger transposable element-derived protein 6-like. Lineage: Eukaryota; Metazoa; Mollusca; Bivalvia; Myida; Dreissenidae. Gene Ontology annotation, molecular function: DNA binding. The record is from RefSeq and is a predicted model, not a curated record. The coding region runs from base 58 to 1008 and encodes 316 amino acids. Gene Ontology annotation, cellular component: nucleus. The transcript is spliced from 2 exons.